AUGGCAGAAAAUACAGAUAUCGACGCCAUCCUCAAGAGCCUGGCCCUCGGGGAAAAGGUCCGGCUCCUCGCCGGCCGCAACUUUGUCGAGACUGGCGAUGUGCCAGAGAAGGGAGUCCCGGCAAUCAAGACCACCGACGGCCCCAACGGCACUCGCGGCGCCGCCAUCGACGGCAGCACCAAGGCGGCCUGCUUCCCGGCGGCCUGCAGCAUCGCGGCGACCUUUGACCGCGAGAUCGCCCGCAGCGUCGGCCGCGCCCUCGCCCAGGAGUCCAAGGCCAAGGGCGCGCGCUGCCUGCUCGCGCCGACGGUGUGCAUCCACCGCCACCCGCUCGGCGGGCGCAACUUCGAGAGCUACAGCGAGGACCCCUUCCUCGCCGGCAAGCUGGCCUCGGAAAUGAUCCAGGGGUGCCAGAGCCUGGGCGUCUCGGCCACCAUCAAGCACUUCGUCGCCAACGAACAGGAGACGGCCCGCACCACCAUCGACGAGACCAUCUCCGAGCGCGCCCUGCGCGAGAUCUACCUGAAGCCCUUUGAGAUCGCCGUCAAGGAGGCCCGGCCGUGGGCCAUCAUGUCGGCCUACAACCUCGUCAACGGCAAGCACUGCGACUCCAACGCCUGGCUGCUCAAGGAGGUCCUGAGGGGCGAGUGGGGGUGGGACGGCCUCGUCAUGAGCGACUGGGGCGGCACGAACUCGGUGGCCGAGGGCAUCAACGCCGGCAUGGACAUCGAGAUGCCGGGCCCCCCGAGGAUCCGUAAGCCGGCCGCCGUCUUGGACGCCGUGAAGAACGGCGAGGUCACCGAGGCCGCCAUCGACGAGCGCGUGCGCACCAUCCUCGAGUGGACCGAGAAGCUCAACGGCUUCCGGGACCCGACCAUCACUGUCGAGAAGGCCAUUGAUCGGCCGGAGCACCGGGCCCUGAUCCGGGACGCCGGCGCCCGGGGCAUCGUGCUCCUCAAGAACGACAACGGCAUCCUGCCCCUGACCAAGGAGAAGGUCAAGGGCAAAACGAUCGCGCUGAUCGGGUACGCCAAGGACGGGCUCGCGCACGGCGGCGGCAGCGCGAGCGUCAACGCACACUACCGGCUCUCGCCGUGGGACGCGCUUCACUCGGCCUUUGGGGACGACGACGACGUGACCUUCACCUACGCCAAGGGCGCUCACAAGGAGCGUCUCCUACCGCCCAUCACCAAGGAAGCCACCGGCAGCAACACCGUUGGCGCCAUCGUCGGCCUCGACGGCCAGCCGGGCUUCAGCCGCGUCUUCCACGACUUCCACAACCCCGGCGCCGACCCGGUGUCGGUGCUCCACGAGUACCCGAACUCGGCCUACUCCCCGCUGGGCUCGCAGGAGUCCAUGUGGAAGACGCUCGACAUCGUCGGCGAUUUCACGCCCUCGGAGACGGGCACACACUACAUCGCCUGCUCGGGGAUCGGCCCGACGCAGGUCUGGGUCGACGACGACGUCGUCUUCGAGCAGAAGGGCAACUGCGCCGACCCGAUGGGCGCCCUCUUCCUCGCGGCCAACGAGCCCGAAAUCAAGCACGCCUUCGUCGCGGGGCGGACGUACCGCCUGCGCGUGCACAGUGAGCCGCCCGCGCGGAUCGGCCUCGAGAUCCUCGAGGGCCGCACCGGCGUGCGCAUGGGCUUCGCGCUCGAGUCGGACCGCGACGCCGACCUGCAGGGGGAGGCGGCGCGCGUGGCGUCCGAGGCCGACGUGGCCAUCGUCUUCACGGGCCACGACCCGCAGUGGGAGACGGAGGGCCGCGACCAGGAGUCAUUCCACCUGCCGUGCGACCAGGACGGGCUGAUCGGGGUGGUGGCGGCGGCGAACAGGAACACGGUCGUGGUCAACUCGACGGGCGUCGCCGUCGCGAUGCCGUGGCUCGGCGACGUCGCUGCCCUCGCGCAGUCGUGGUUCCCCGGCCAGGAGUGCGGCAACGCCAUCGCCGACGUGCUCACGGGCGCCGUGUGCCCGGAGGGAAAGCUGCCCGUCAGCUUCCCGACGCGCGUCGAGGACGCGCCGGCGCAUGGGAACUUCCCCGGCGAGAGGGACGCCGGGGGCCGGCUCCGGGUCGAGUACGCCGAGGGCGUGUUUGUCGGGUACAGGCACUACGACCGGGUCGGAAAGGAGGUGUUGAACUUCCCGUUCGGCUACGGCCUCUCGUACACGACCUUUGACUACGCCGGCUUCCGGGUCACCAGGAAAGCCGACGUGGCGGAUGAGUUUGAGGUCUCGGUGGACGUGUCUAACACGGGAGCCGUCGCCGGUGGGGCCGUGGUGCAGGUCUACGCCGGGAAGACGGAGCGGUCGGCGGAUACGCCGGUCAAGGUCCUCGUGGCGUUCGACAAGGUCCGGCUGCAAGCCGGGGAGACGCAGACGGUGAAGCUUAGUGUGACGGCCAAGGACUUUGCCUCGUUUGACGAGACGGAGCGGCAAUGGGUCGUUGAGGCAGGGGAGUACAGCUUUUACCUGGGUGAUUCUGCGGCCGAGGUGUUGCAGACUGCUGCUGUGACUCUGGACAGGAUCACGUACCGUCGGUAG
Messenger RNA from Colletotrichum destructivum, 2544 nucleotides. RefSeq names its product Putative glycoside hydrolase, family 3, glycoside hydrolase family 3 domain, immunoglobulin. Bases 1 to 2544 code for a protein of 847 amino acids. The transcript is spliced from 3 exons. NCBI's taxonomy places the organism in Eukaryota, Fungi, Ascomycota, Sordariomycetes, Glomerellales, Glomerellaceae. Gene Ontology annotation, biological process: glucan catabolic process. Gene Ontology annotation, molecular function: beta-glucosidase activity. The record is from RefSeq and is a predicted model, not a curated record.